AUGGAUAACGUAAUUUUACCGGCCGUCGCUGUUUGUAUUUCGGAAAUAGAUAAAGGUCCCAACACGGAGAAUAUCACCAGGAUACUGACGCAAGCAAAUGAAAACGUUAAAUUGGAAGCAGGUAAAGAUAUAUCAGAGGCCUUGGAGAUAACUGUGAACACAGAAACAAUAUCAACAAGAGGAAUUUCUUCUGAUAGUGUCCCUAAUCUUUAUGUAUUCGACCUCCAAAAUAAGCUGACUCUUCUGGACACAUCGAUCAUGCUCACUGCCAGAGCUUAUUUCGAUAUCACAGUCGCUGUUUGGAUCAUCGAGUCGUCGGAAGACGUCAGAACUCUUUCUUUGCCGGAUAGAAGGACGCAAGCAAAUGAAAACGUUAAAUUGGAAGCAGGUAAAGAUAUAUCAGAGGCCUUGGAGAUAACUGUGAACACAGAAACAAUAUCAACAAGAGGAAUUUCUUCUGAUAGUGUCCCUAAUCUUUUUGUAUUCGACCUCCAAAAUAAGCUGACUCUUCUGGACACUUCGAUCAUGCUCACUGCCAGAGCUUAUUUCGAUAUCACAGUCGCUGUUUGGAUCAUCGAGUCGUCGGAAGACGUCAGAACUCUUUCUUUGCCGAAUAGAAAGUGUUUUCUGAGUGAAGUACUGUUGCCUUUGUUAGAAUUUAUUUAA
Molecule: messenger RNA, 666 nt
Organism: Danaus chrysippus (African queen)
Lineage: Eukaryota; Metazoa; Arthropoda; Insecta; Lepidoptera; Nymphalidae
Source: the annotation of a GenBank genome assembly